CCUUCUUAUCGGUAGCAUCCAGGCCCAGUGUUCACCCUCUUGUUGCAGCAACGAUAACAGACCAACAAACCACCAGCUCACGAUGCACCGUCGCCAGCCCAGCCAACCCCGUUGCGGAGACUUAGCACUCCCUCUGCUUCUGGGCACGGCCCUGCAAUAAUUCCAUGUCACCUCGUCAUCCUUUUGGAUAUCCAAUUUGCCCCGCCCUGGCCUCUUUUGCCUUUCCUGCUUGGUGUCUUUUCCUUUCCAUUCCAUCCAGCGCCUGUGCCUGGAUUGAACCAAACCGCCAUUAAAGCUAGGCCGUAGACUCAUUAUUCCAUUCUAUUUUGCAGUCGACAAUUCUAUACACAAAAAGCCAGCAAACCGCAGAGCCAGCUUGUCCCAGUCAACAGUGUGACAUCAUGCCUGCCCGCCAAAAUACUGCGCAGCCGCGCAUCACCAAAUUCACCAACUGCCGCAUCCUCAAGAACAACCGGCUUGUUGAGCAAGAUCUGUGGAUCGAUUCGUUCUCGGGGAAGAUUCUCCGGGAUCAGGAAGCCUUCUAUGAGCUACACCUGUCUCCAGAUCAGGUCAUCAACCUGCAGGGCCGCAUCGUGGCCCCAGGCUUCAUUGACGUCCAGCUCAACGGUGCCCAGGGCUUUGAUUAUUCGGUGCCACAGGCGACUCGCGAGGAAUACGAUGCUGGGUUCAUCGCAUCGAAUCGCGGGCUGAUUAAAACCGGCGUGACAUCUUUCCUACCCACCACGGUCAGCACGACCGCUGAAAACUACAAGCAAGUUCUCCCUUCACUUGCUCCGACUGGAGCGCGCCGUCCAGAAGAUGGCGCGGAAUCACUCGGGGCCCACGUCGAAGGCCCAUUUAUCAACCCAUCGCGGAACGGAAUCCACAAGCCCGAAGUGCUUUUAUCUUCAACUCAGGGCUUCCAGGAUAUUAUCGACUGUUACGGAUUACAAAACAUUCCCGAAGCCAAGGUCAAUGAAGAAGACACGCCGGUUCCGAACGGAGGCACAAAUGGCCAAACAAAUGGCCACGCCUUGGCAGGGGCAAAGCCAGCGAUCAAAAUGAUCACCGCCGCGCCUGAGGUCGGACACAUGACUAGGAAUAUUCGCGAACUGAUAUCUCGAGGUAUCAUUUACUCUAUUGGACAUUCAGAUGCCACAUACGAACAAGCGAUGACGGCUGUUGGCCAAGGCGCCACAAUGAUUACUCAUCUAUUCAAUGCGAUGCGACCUUUCUACCACCGAAACCCUGGUGUUUUCGGCCUUCUAGGCCAGAGCGACCUGCCCAAACCAUACUUCGGAGUUAUCGCGGACGGGAUUCACCUGCACCCUACCUCGAUCAAAAUCGCAUACAAUGCACACAGCGAGGGUCUAGUCCUUGUAACCGACGCCAUGCGUUUAUGCGGCCUGCCAGACGGCAUAUAUGACUGGACGAAUGGAGACCGCAUCAUCAAAAAGGGCGUCCGGUUGACCCUCGAAGGAUCCGACAAGAUCGCCGGUAGCUCUGCCACUCUAAUUGAAUGCAUCAACAACUUCCGUCGCUGGACCGGUGCUUCCACCGCCGAGUCUCUUGUCGCCGCCACCGCCACGCCAGCAAAGAUGCUAGGCAUGGAGAAAGUCAAGGGUACUUUGGAUCACGGCGCGGAUGCUGAUCUAGUCAUUCUCGGAGAGACGAUAGACUCUUACAGUGGGCCAACCUUGACAGUGGACCAAGUGUGGAAAUUUGGUGUCAAGGUCCACGACACAGCCGAUGUGGUUGUAAGCACCAAGAUUUUAGCUUAAACGUUCUCUCCCCUUGUUUGGACCUUUGACGCACCUGCGUAGAUUUCAGCCUCAGGCUUUUUUGUUAUUCUUGACAAGCGUGGUGGAGUUAUUCUUGACCUUAAACAGUUGGCUUCUAUAUGUGUAGCACCUUUUGGAGUUUGAUAGAGUAAGAAAGCUCAGCAGCAUUACUAUUUUUGUAUAUUACUAGCAUAGACGUGAUACCACCGAUUUUAUAGAAAUGUCAAUUCAUAAACUUACAUAUGUAUA
Talaromyces proteolyticus is the source of this 2030-nucleotide messenger RNA. Its product is annotated as putative N-acetylglucosamine-6-phosphate deacetylase. The transcript is spliced from 2 exons. NCBI's taxonomy places the organism in Eukaryota, Fungi, Ascomycota, Eurotiomycetes, Eurotiales, Trichocomaceae. The record is from RefSeq and is a predicted model, not a curated record. Gene Ontology annotation, molecular function: N-acetylglucosamine-6-phosphate deacetylase activity. Bases 402 to 1781 code for a protein of 459 amino acids. Gene Ontology annotation, biological process: N-acetylglucosamine catabolic process.